Akanthomyces muscarius is the source of this 552-nucleotide messenger RNA. RefSeq lists its product as uncharacterized. The transcript has a single exon. The record is from RefSeq and is a predicted model, not a curated record. NCBI's taxonomy places the organism in Eukaryota, Fungi, Ascomycota, Sordariomycetes, Hypocreales, Cordycipitaceae. Bases 1 to 552 code for a protein of 183 amino acids. Gene Ontology annotation, molecular function: acyltransferase activity, transferring groups other than amino-acyl groups.
AUGAAAAUUACCGAAGCGCCCUGGAUAUCAGCAGCUGUCGAGGCCGCCAAUCGGCAGCUCAUACAACUGCCACUCCCCGUCAUGGACGCCCUCGCCGAGAACGACUUGGAUUCUGCUAGGGCACUAUCCAACAACCCCAAUAUGCCCCCAUACAUGGCCACGGAGGAGUGCAGCGUGGUAUGGAAGCGCCGCGCCGCCCAGAUCCGCGCCAGUGCCGACGACGCUACCUGGGUCACUCGCAUCGUUGUGGACGCGCAGACGGGCGCCAUCGUCGGACGCGCUGGAUUUCACGGGCCGCCAGACAAAAACGGGAUGGUCGAGGUUGGGUACUCGAUUGAUCCGCUGUGUCGUCGUCGGGGUCAUGCACAGGCGGCGUUGAGGAUUAUGCUGGAUGUCGCGGCUGCAGACCCCCGAGUCAAGGUGGUGCGAGCAUCGGUUUCACCACGCAACAUUGUGUCGAUGGGAGUGGUGGCAAAGUACGGCUUUAAAGAAGUGGGCGAGCAGUGGGAUGAUGAAGAUGGCUUGGAGAAGAUUUGGGAAGUUGCCGUGUAG